GGGAGGGCGACGUUUGUGGCUAGACCUGCGGUUGGGAGGGCGGGCGGCUGAGGCGAUGGCGGACAGUGGCAACCCCGACAGCGAGCCUACGACGCGCACGCUGCUGCGGCGCGUGCUGGAUACAGCGGACCCCCGCACCCCGCGGCGACCCCGGAAUGCUCGGGCUGGUGCCCAGAGAGCCCUGCUUGAAACCCCUUCCUCUAGGAGGUUGAGCAGCCAAACAAAGAUGACUGCGAGGCGGCGUUCCCAGAGAACCAAGUCUAUUGGCAAAUUGGCCCACGUUCAAGCCAGUGGACACCUGGAGGAACAGACACCCCGGACUCUGCUGAAGAACAUCCUGCUAACUGCCCACCCUCUCCUUGCUGUUUCUGCAGCCCCAGAAUCUUCCAUCGUGAUGCCAGAGUCAGUGGUAAAGCCAGUGCCAGCACCACAGGUGGUCCAGCCCCCCAGACGGGAAAGCAGUCGGGGCAGCCUGGAGCUGCAACUUCCUGAGCUCGAACCCCCAACAACUCUGGCUCCAGGACUGCUGGCUCCUGGCAAGAGGAAGCAGAGGCUGAGAUUGUCAGUGUUUCAGCAAGCAAUGGACCAGGAGCUGCCUCUCUCCCAAGAGCCUCAUGGGAAUGCUGAUGCCUCCUCCCUCACCAGUUCCCUCAACCUGACCUUUGCCACACCUCUCCAGCCACAGUCAGUGCAGAGGCCUGGUUUGGCCCGCAGACCUCCCACCCACCGAGCUGUAGAUGUGGGUGCAUUUUUGCAGGAUCUGCGAGAUACUUCCCUGGCCUUGGCUCCUCCAGAUACCGUGUUGGAGGACACACAGCCCUUCUCCCAGCCCUUGGUUGGCCAGUCCCCCAGUGUGCACCACUCCCUGCCCUGCCCUUCUCACUCUGGGGCUGAAGAUGCUGAGAGAGCUGUCAGUCACAGGACACGGAGCAGUGGGCCUAGGCUGCAGAACAACAGUCCUGGGAAACCAGCCCAACUUCUGGCCGGAAGGGCAGAGGAGGUUGAUGCCCUUGCUAUGAGUUUCUCACACAGCAGCAGUAGUAUCUUUGGAGAAGUUGCAGUAGAGCCCUUACAGGAUGGAGUUGGUGAGGAGGCAGAGGAAAGAAUGGAAGAAAGCUUGAGCAUGAGCAAAGUGAAGGAGGCAGCAAGAGCACAAGGAUCUGCCAGAGCAGAAGAGCCUGAGGGACACACACAGGUGACAGAAGCAGAGGGAUCCCAGGGGGCUAUUGAGACCAAGGAGCCUGAAGGAUCUUCAGGGGAUGUGGACACCUCUGGUAGGACAGUAAGUCCAGAGUUGGCUGCCAGCACCCUGGAGUUUCUUCAGGCCAAGCAACUACAGUGUCUUGAGCCAGCCCCACCGCCUAGCACUGCAGUCUUACCUCUGGAGCCUCUGUCGGCCAGGCUUCCUCCCAGGGCCCGAACCCCUGGCCCCAAGCCCCGUCAAGGUCCCUACAAGACUAGACUGAGCCACUAUGCAAAACUCUUUAGCUUCUAUGCUAAGAUGCCCAUGGAGAGGAAGGCUCUUGAGAUGGUGGAGAAGUGCCUGGACAAGUAUUUCCAGCAUCUUUGUGAUGACCUGGAGGUAUUUGCUGCUCAUGCUGGCCGCAAAACUGUAAGGCCAGAGGACCUGGAGCUGCUGAUGCGACGGCAGGGCCUGGUCACCGACCAACUCUCCCUGCACGUGCUUGUGGAGCGGCACCUGCCCCUGGAGUACCGGCAGCUGCUCAUCCCUUGUGCAUUCAGUGGCAACUCUGUCUUCCCUGCCCAGUAGUGGCCAGGCCUUGAUGCUUGCCCUGUCCCUACUUGGGGCCACUUGGCUCCACAUACUCUUCCAGGUCUCCUCCCCGCCCUCUAGCAUCAAUAAAGUUUCACAAACAGAA
Messenger RNA from Diceros bicornis minor, 1880 nucleotides. It is a transcript of the gene CENPT, whose product is annotated as centromere protein T. The coding region runs from base 56 to 1771 and encodes 571 amino acids. The transcript has 13 exons. Lineage: Eukaryota; Metazoa; Chordata; Mammalia; Perissodactyla; Rhinocerotidae. Gene Ontology annotation, cellular component: kinetochore. Gene Ontology annotation, molecular function: protein heterodimerization activity; DNA binding. Gene Ontology annotation, biological process: chromosome segregation; mitotic cell cycle; kinetochore assembly. The record is from RefSeq and is a predicted model, not a curated record.